GGGUUGUAUACACUUCCUGCCGUUUAGCCGCUUUGUUUUAGGUCUUUUUCGGUACGGCGGGCAUUUUUCUUUACAGCUAUGUGAGGUACGCUUGUCGGACGUUGCUGUCGUCGAACAGGGAACUGUAGUCGAGGCUUUUAAGUACCAAUGGCACGGUUGUCGCGUUGCCAGUUUGCCGUGUAUUUAUUUCGGACCCGUCGGGUCCCGCUCGUGUUACGCCUGACGUCGCCAUGACGACCGAAAGCUAGCUAACGUGCCCCCCUUGGCAUUGGUGAGUUUAGCACCCAUUUUAAACGUGUGUCACGCCGUUCGUUGUCUGCUAGCUCUACCAGAUUAGAGACCGCGGCUGUAACUGAGCAACGGCAGAAGGAUGCGACGAUCCGGAGCCCCCAGCCAGCUCUUGGGUAACGCGGCGAAAAAGCCCCGGUUUGUUGCCCCCGGGCCGUCUCUGCCCGGAGCUCCUCGUCCUGCGACCGACACUGGGCCGCUGGCCCCCAGACGGGGUGUAAGCAACAUACUGAGCAAGGUCCAGAGAAGUCUUGCAACGCCCUCCUCGGACCAAGCAGAAUGUGAUGCCCAAGCACUGACUGCGAAACCCUCGCUCGGUGCUGGUCCAGCUGCUCAAGGCAUGUCAGCGGUACUUGCUCGAGUUCUGAGUGUGGCAGAAAGUAAGGAGAAUAAGGCGGGGACACAGCACCCUCGAACUGAAACGGGGGAGUAUACGUAUACGGAGGACACUGCACCGGAAGGACUGACAGGUUCCCCCCAGCUGAGGUGUGGGUCCCCUCAGAGAUCGGCGGUGGCUGUGGGGUCAGUCAGCGAUCCUGGUUCAGAGAGCGUAGGGUCACGCUGCGGUCAAGAUGGAGCAUGCUACUUCAGUGUGAUGUGGUGCAAGGCCAGUAAGAAGAAACACAAGCGCUGGGAAGGCGAUGCGGUGCUGGUGACCAGAGGGCGGACCGCUACCCUGAAAGAUAUGGAGGGCAAGGACAUCGGGAAGGGUAGCGGCUACAAGGUGUCUCAGCUGGCGUCCCUGUGCGAGGGAGAGACUCUGAUGAUCGGCGGUAAGGAGGUGGAGGUGAUGGGGGUGAUCUCCGCCGAAGACUUUGCCAAGGGACGCUGUUUCCUGGAUGCCCACAUGGAGGAGAAGAAUGAAGAACAACGUAAAACAGCACUGCCUUCCCGCUGCCUGGCGUCAAAACCGUUCUGUUGCCCAAUGCCGCUGAGCAGAUUAGAGCGACCAGGGGUCAAACCACAGGAGGAGCAGUCCUGCAAACCUCGCCAUGACCCCCUCACUCCAGGUGCUUUGGUCAUGCCGCGUCCCUCUGCCAACCAUCAGUGGACCUGGAACAAGGCGGGGCUUCCUGUGGUGGAUGUAGUGGUUGACCCCUACCUGACCGCUCACCUCCGACCCCACCAGAGAGAGGGCCUGCUGUUCCUCUACGAGUGUGUCAUGGGCAUGAGAUCCAUGUCUCACUGUGGAGCCAUCCUUGCUGAUGAAAUGGGUUUGGGGAAGACCCUGCAGAGCGUGGCCUUGGCCUGGACGUUGCUACGACAGGGCCCUUAUGGUGGGAAACCCGUCACUAAACGUGUCCUGGUGGUUGCCCCCGGCAGCCUCGUGCAGAACUGGGGGGCGGAGUUUAACAAGUGGCUUGGUCGUGAGAGGAUCAGUGUCUUCACUGUGGAUCAGGACCACAGGAUAGAGAAGUUUGUGGCCUCUCCUCUCCACAGUGUUCUGGUGAUCAGCUAUGAGAUGCUGCUCCGCUCCCUGGAGCAGGUGCAGCAGCUUGAGUUUGGUCUUGUGAUUUGCGAUGAGGGUCACAGGCUGAAGAACAGCAGCAUCAAGACCUCCUCUGCCCUCAGUCAGAUGACUUGUAAACGCAGGGUCAUUCUGACAGGAACCCCGGUACAGAAUGACCUGCAGGAGUUUUACGCCAUCAUCGAGUUCGUCAAUCCGGGGAUUCUGGGAUCGUCCACUGCUUACAGGAAAGUGUACGAGGAGCCAAUCCUACGUUCCAGACAGCCGUCCUGCACAGAGGAGGAGAGAAUUUUGGGGGAGGAGCGAGCAGCAGAACUCUCUCGCCUGACAGGCAUGUUCAUCCUGAGGCGGACCCAGGAGAUCAUCAACUGCUACCUGCCUCCGCGUCUGGAUUGGACAUUAUUCUGCGGCCUCUCCCCCCUGCAGCGAGAGCUUUACAAGUACCUCCUUUCCCACCGGGUCUUCAGGGACUGCCUCCAGGGCUUCACCCAGACCCACACACACUUGGCCUGCAUUACAGCCCUGAAGAAACUCUGCAACCACCCCGGCUUGCUCCACUCCACUAUCAAGGAGAAAACUAAAAGAGGUUCAGAAGACAACUCUUUAUACGAGGGGCUGGCUGGUCUGUUCCCAGAAUCCUACUCUUCAGGUGGAUUCAGCACGGUGGAUUCUGGAAAACUGUUGGUACUCUCGGACCUGCUGACUGCCAUUAGACAGCUCAGCCCAUCAGACAGGGUGGUUGUGGUUUCCAACUACACUCAGACGUUGGACCUGCUCCAGGACCUCUGCAUCCACCUGGGCUACACUUUCUGCCGACUUGAUGGUCACACCCCCACCAUCCAGAGGCAACGACUGGUUGAUAAUUUCAACAGCCCCAGUUCCCAGAACUUCCUGUUCCUGCUGAGCUCCAAAGCUGGAGGGGUGGGGCUUAAUCUGAUUGGAGCUUCCCACCUGGUGCUGUAUGACAUUGACUGGAACCCCGCCAAUGACAUUCAGGCCAUGGCUCGAGUUUGGAGAGAUGGACAGAAGAAGACUGUGCACAUUUACCGUCUCCUAACUGCAGGGACCAUUGAGGAACGUAUAUUCCAGAGGCAGGUAUCCAAACAGGGGCUCUCAGGUACGGUGGUUGACCUGGGGAAAGGGGCGGAGCACGCCAGCUUCUCCGCCAAUGAACUGCGAGAUCUUUUCAGCCUGACGGACACACCUUCCCUCACUCAUGACCUGCUCGACUGCAGCUGCAGCAUGGAUGGAUCAGUCAAUGUUGUGGAGGAGGGAGAGGAGUCAUCUUCUGAGAGGUCCUGCCAGCUGGGUCGCCAAGGUGACCGCAGCGUGUUGGUCCAGAAGCAUCUCAGCAUGUCAGAGCUGAUGCAGUGGAGACAUUUCUCUGGUGACACAGACACAUUCGCAGACCCUUACCUAGACCACGCACGAAACCACGUCACCUUCGCCUUCCAGUCCACUGUCUGUCACACAUCCUCAUAAACCAAUAAACAAACACACUUGACACAAAUAUAUUUAGAUUGGCUUUCCAUAGAAACUUUUACCGCUAACAUUUACUUCAGAUCUUCGUCUUCGGGCUGUCUGCAUUUUGUCUGCAGCCUGGGUUGUACUCAUUGGACUGCAAAUAUGUCCAUUGAACAAAUAAACCCCCAGCAGUUCCCAAGGCCUGCGGGACACGAUUCUGUUCUGUUCGAAUAAUUUUUUUAUGUAUUUUCACGUCGAUGUUAAGAACGUUCUGAGAUUUGUAUGAAGCGCUUCGUGAAAUGAAUAAAUAGUUUAUUAUGA
Molecule: messenger RNA, 3541 nt
Organism: Lampris incognitus (smalleye Pacific opah)
Lineage: Eukaryota; Metazoa; Chordata; Actinopteri; Lampriformes; Lampridae
Gene: rad54b
Product: RAD54 homolog B
Exons: 15
Coding region: 371-3238 (955 amino acids)
Biological process (GO): double-strand break repair via homologous recombination; reciprocal meiotic recombination
Cellular component (GO): nucleus
Molecular function (GO): ATP-dependent chromatin remodeler activity; ATP binding; DNA translocase activity
Source: RefSeq, a predicted model, not a curated record